AUCGGUCUCAACCGGUCGGCCACUUGUGAUGUCAACGGAUGUCUGGCCCGAAACGAACACAAAAUCUCCGGCUCUAAUGGCUUGAGAGUAGGGGCCCGUCGGUGGGGGCCAUGUCUUGACGCGGAUCUCCUAUUUAGUCCACGAGCGCCAACACCUAUCGCACCGUACACUCAGGGCGUAAGAGCCGGAGAUUAUGUGUUCAUAACGGGACAGAUAUCUACCGAUGUUAAGACUGGUGAGCCUGUCGUGGGAUCACUACGAGUCCAAUACGAGACCACAUUCAACAAUGUCUUAGCCGUGACCGAAGCCGCC
This is a messenger RNA of Oppiella nova, 312 nucleotides long. The record is from the annotation of a GenBank genome assembly. NCBI's taxonomy places the organism in Eukaryota, Metazoa, Arthropoda, Arachnida, Sarcoptiformes, Oppiidae.